Molecule: messenger RNA, 1470 nt
Organism: Acanthosepion pharaonis
Lineage: Eukaryota; Metazoa; Mollusca; Cephalopoda; Sepiida; Sepiidae
Source: the annotation of a GenBank genome assembly
AUGUAUUCUUCAUUAACAGCUGCCUCGGUCGGCUUGUCCACCAUACCUUCCACCUCUGGAAGUAUCAUAGGAUCAAGUAGUAAUCCCCACGUAUCAGCCCCCUCUUCUUCAUCAUCUAACAGUGGAGGUUCGAGGAGCUUUAGCUGUGAAAUUUGCCACAAAACAUUUCCCCGCCAAGGUAACCUCGACCGACACAGAAGAACGCAUGAUGGGGACCGACCAUUCAGUUGUGACCUUUGCCCCAAAGCCUUCUCUCAACGGUCUCAUUUAAAAGUUCACCGGAACACGCAUACUGGAGAGCAGACGUUCAAGUGCCACGUGUGCGGCUACUGCUUCUCACGGAACGGGAACUUAACGCGACAUAUGCGCACUCACCAAAGGCAGGAGGUUUUUGCCAAUGAAAACCAGUACAACCAUAAUGGCCACAGUGAGUCUGACUGCAAAGAGGACAGUAAGACGCAUUACAGUGCAGCUGAAAAGCCGAAGCCAGAUCAUCACAACCAUCAAAACAACUCGCAUCACCAGAACCACCACCAUCAUCAUCAUCAUCAUCACCAUCAUCAUCAACAGACACAGCAACAGCAACAACAACAACAGAGUUACAAAUGUACUGUUUGUAGUAAAUCAUUUGUUCCCAGUCGAGAUCAAGAGGGAAGUACUCUCUACUGUGAAACCUGCUGGAAACGUUUGGUUAACAACACUGCCAAGAUACCAUCCCAACACUCACAUUUUCAUACCAGCCACAACCAUCACCACCAGUCUCCUUAUCAGCACCCUACCAAAUCCAAAAAGCGGUUAAUAAGUGCAGCAGCAGCUGCAGCCGCCCUACACAAAUACCAGUGUCAGCUCUGUGGGCGCACAUUCCCCCGAAACGGCAACCUUGAGCGCCACAAAAGUGCCCAUCUCGGGCUAAAGCCAUUUGGCUGCGACAUCUGCGGCCGCAUGUUUGGCCAAAAGUCUCAUGCCAAAGUGCACAAGAUGACGCACACUGGCGAGAGGCCGUACAAAUGUGAUGUCUGCGGCUUUGCAUUCUCCCGGAAUGGGAACCUAGCCCGACACAAGCGCUACAACAAGUUCAGCUGCCUCGUGCCAGGCACAUAUCAGCAACAAAGGAUACAACAAUCCGGACGCCAUUUUGCAGCUGGCAGCAGCACCCUGCCAUCACUCCUCCCUCCACUACCACAGCUGCCCCCACCACCAACUUCUCCAUCCCCAGCACAGACAGAACCAGAAGCCCCACGGCCAGAAGGUCUUCCUCUUGAUGUCCCAGAGGCACCCUCACAAAAUGGUAACCCAGUUGUUCGAGUUGAAGACUCUGGAGUUGUUGUUCAUGUGGCAGGAGAGACACAACAGCUUGAGCCAGUUUCAAAUACUCAAAUUGUGACGAGUGGAAAUGCUGAUGAUGUUGUUGAUCCUGUUGAUAGCAAUAUUCUUAACACCCCACAGAUGCCAAACUCUACCGUGGAAUAA